AUGCAUCGGCGAACAGCAGCAAGCAAGGGAGCCUACAUCAUCGAGCAUGAGGACAAGUCCAAAGAGCCCCGUGUCGCCGGCGACUGCGACUCGAAACCCAUCACGUGGUACGAGGAUGCGACGGACUCAUCGGCUGCCACGGCGCGAAUGAUGCUCAUUCAGUGGCUGGCUACUUUUGCAAUCAUUGGGGGACUGUGGUGGUACUUUUUCGACGAGAUUCGUGCCAUGCUCAAGAUUUGA
Pestalotiopsis fici W106-1 is the source of this 240-nucleotide messenger RNA. RefSeq lists its product as uncharacterized. The record is from RefSeq and is a predicted model, not a curated record. NCBI's taxonomy places the organism in Eukaryota, Fungi, Ascomycota, Sordariomycetes, Amphisphaeriales, Sporocadaceae. The transcript has a single exon. Bases 1 to 240 code for a protein of 79 amino acids.